Molecule: messenger RNA, 698 nt
Organism: Orycteropus afer afer
Lineage: Eukaryota; Metazoa; Chordata; Mammalia; Tubulidentata; Orycteropodidae
Gene: HMGB3
Product: high mobility group box 3
Biological process (GO): regulation of transcription by RNA polymerase II
Cellular component (GO): nucleus
Molecular function (GO): DNA binding, bending
Source: RefSeq, a predicted model, not a curated record
GGCAGCUAGCGCGAGGCUGGGAGCCCGAGCCGCGCGUCGUGCCCUGCGCUGCCCAGACCACGAACAAUACAGUCACAAUGGCUAAAGGUGACCCUAAGAAACCUAAGGGCAAGAUGUCUGCCUACGCCUUCUUCGUGCAGACUUGCCGAGAGGAGCAUAAGAAGAAAAACCCCGAGGUCCCCGUCAAUUUUGCUGAGUUUUCCAAGAAGUGCUCCGAGAGGUGGAAGACAAUGUCUGGGAAAGAGAAAUCCAAAUUUGAUGAGAUGGCCAAAGCAGACAAAGUACGCUACGACCGGGAGAUGAAGGAUUAUGGGCCAGCUAAGGGAGGCAAGAAGAAGAAGGACCCCAAUGCUCCCAAACGGCCACCGUCUGGGUUCUUCCUAUUCUGCUCGGAAUUCCGCCCCAAGAUCAAAUCUACAAACCCUGGCAUCUCUAUUGGCGAUGUGGCCAAAAAGCUGGGUGAGAUGUGGAAUAACUUAAGUGACGGUGAGAAGCAGCCUUACAUCAACAAGGCAGCGAAACUGAAGGAGAAGUACGAGAAGGAUGUUGCCGACUAUAAGUCUAAAGGGAAGUUUGAUGGUGCGAAGGGUGCUGCAAAAGUUGCCCGGAAAAAGGUAGAAGAAGAAGAUGAAGAGGACGAGGAGGAAGAAGACGAGGAGGAGGAGGAGGAGGAUGAAUAAGAAACUGCUUCUGCAUCU